Molecule: messenger RNA, 1067 nt
Organism: Punica granatum (pomegranate)
Lineage: Eukaryota; Viridiplantae; Streptophyta; Magnoliopsida; Myrtales; Lythraceae
Source: RefSeq, a predicted model, not a curated record
UAAUCUUCCAAAACAGUUGGAUAAAGCGAACUCAAUAGUACUCUGUACAGAGAAUUCCCGCACUCCACAGACAAGCAAGCCAUGGCCAGUCCCCUCCGUCGGCCGCCGUCGCCGCCGCCUCUCUUCUCCUUUAUCCCCAGUUCUCAACCGCCACCGCAGCUCCUUCCCUUCAAUGCCCCCAAGCCCUUCAGGCGAAUAGCUCCGAUCUCGUCGUCCCCCUUCAGGAAUAACGGAAGCAACAGCCCAGCAGACACAGAGUGCCCCGUCCCCUUCGAGCAGCAGCCAAUCAACGAGUACCAGACCCUCUCCACCUCCUUUCCCUUCUCCUGGGUCGCCAGCGACUUCGUCGAAUACUGCUCGAGGCUGUUCGUCACGGGGGCCUCCUUCGCCCUGCUAGUCGGGCUGCCUGUUGCCUGGUUCGGGGCCCCUGGGCCCGAGUCCGAGCCGAUCAAGAGGGUCCUUGGGGCAGCCUCGAGCGGCGUCCUUGUGGUGACGCUCGCCGUCGUGAGGAUGUACCUCGGCUGGGCUUACGUCGGAAAUCGCUUGCUCAGCGCCACCAUCGAAUAUGAGGAGACAGGGUGGUAUGAUGGUCAGGUGUGGGUAAAGACUGCUGAAGUAUUGACAAGAGACCGGCUUCUCGGUUCAUUUUCGGUAAAACCCGUGCUCAAUAAGCUCAAGUACACGCUUGUCACUCUCGGAGUCACUCUCUUCAUAUGCGCCGUUCUUCUGGUUAACAUUGACGGGGUGGAGAAGGCUUCUUAUGCCGCUUCAAGACAGGCUGCAGAUAGGGCCAUUCCUGGAGUUUACAAUGACGAAUCUGCCCGGUCCUUCGAGCCCGAUGCAUUCUGUGGUGAAGCCGCUCUUUCAGGUGACAGUGACUGAGCAAGUAUAUACUAUAGGUAGGGAUAUGAAUGUAUCGAGACGAAAUUGUAUGUAAAUGUAUAUUCUGCACGUGACAAACUUAUGAAUUGGACAAACAUAAGAAUAGAUGGCUUACAUCUCUCAGUAAGAACUUCUCCAUAAUGGAAUGGCUUCUUCUUAUGGAAGGUGCCGGUAACUAUUCUCCA